Messenger RNA from Condylostylus longicornis, 1014 nucleotides. RefSeq names its product myb-like protein M. NCBI's taxonomy places the organism in Eukaryota, Metazoa, Arthropoda, Insecta, Diptera, Dolichopodidae. The record is from RefSeq and is a predicted model, not a curated record. Bases 245 to 751 code for a protein of 168 amino acids. The transcript has a single exon.
UUUACUGUAAAAAAGAAAUUAAUUUAAAUAUAGAUAUUUAUUAAAAUUCUAUAUUUAUAAAAUAAUUAAGAAAGAAAAAGCUGAGAAAUUUAGUUCUUAUUUUAAUUUUCAAAAAAGGAAGAAAUUAAAAAGUAGUCGCAAUUAAAAUAUAUAUAUAAAUUAAAUAAUUAUUUCAUACAAUUCUACAUUUCGUAAAAAUUUUAAAAGGAAAUAAAACGAGUAUAUAAAAAAAAUUAAUUUCAAAAUGGCUGCUUUUCUUGAUGAUUCAUUAAUUUCUGCUGACAAGCCCCAAACUCUAUGUGAUUGGGUAAAAAAUUUUCGUUUAAAAAAAAUUCAAAUGAAAAGAAAAUACCGUCAUGGCAGUAAUUUACGCGUUUGUGCCAUGCUAACAACAGCACUUAAUAAUGCUGAAAAAGAAUUAAAACUUAAGCAACAAGAAAGAUUUAAUAAAUGGGCUGAAAUGCAGUCAAGACUUGGUUAUUAUAAUUAUAAUAAUAUGAAUAGCACUAAUAAUAAUAUAAAUAAUAUAUAUUAUAAUUAUAAUAAUUCUUCUUGUGCUAAAGAAAUGCAAUCAUAUUCAUAUUAUAAUAAUCAACAAAAUAGCAAUAAUAUUAAUAGUAGUAUAAAUUGUGAAGAUGAUAUACUACAGCAGCAGCAUCGUGAUAACAUUAACGAUUUAUGGAAAUCGGAAUUAAGUGGAUUAGAUCAAUUUAUGAAAAAUAUGAGCAGUGCAUGUAGCGUUAUUAAUUAGAAAAAAAAAUUAUUAAAAUUAUUAGCAAAGACUUUUCUAUUCUAAUUUAAAUGAAAAAGAUUAAUUGAUUGUAUUACCUACCAACUUCUUUUUUUUUGUUAAGAAAUUUUUGUAAUUAAAAAAAAGGAAAUUAAAUUUUUAUAUACGUACAUUUUGUAAAAGAAAAGAAAAUUUAAUUUAUAUUUUAUAGAAAUUGUUAGAAAUUUAGUUGAAUAAUUUUUUUAUAUUAUUGUGAUAUAUUCGUUAUUAUGACAAAUUUUCAU